Molecule: messenger RNA, 2460 nt
Organism: Neofelis nebulosa (Clouded leopard)
Lineage: Eukaryota; Metazoa; Chordata; Mammalia; Carnivora; Felidae
Gene: ABCG5
Product: ATP binding cassette subfamily G member 5
Exons: 13
Coding region: 244-2202 (652 amino acids)
Biological process (GO): cholesterol homeostasis
Cellular component (GO): plasma membrane
Molecular function (GO): ABC-type transporter activity; ATP binding; ATP hydrolysis activity
Source: RefSeq, a predicted model, not a curated record
GCCCUCCUACAAACACAGACUGUGUGUUCUGCCUGCUGCCAAGAUAGUGCACAUGCUCUGGGUAAAGGUACAUCAGAUAAUGGCAUCCGUUACCAAACCCCAGUCCAGCUGCUGCAAAGGUCUGGAGAGGGACUCCAGAGCCCUGUGAGGAACAAGCAGGGCACUGUGCUGCUCACUCCUCUGUUGGGGCUCCCCCAGGAAGGGUCUGGCCACCCAAAAAUUCACCUCUUCUGCCUCUUGGCGAUGACUGAACUCCCAUCUCUGACCUCUGUGGGGUCCUUGGGGCUCCAAGUAAACAGUGGCCCCCAGAGCUCCCCAGAGGAGGUUCCUACAGCUUGUUCAAGGCCUCGACACAGCCUGGGCAUUCUCCAUGCCUCCUACAGUGUCAGUCACCAGGUUGGACCCUGGUGGGACUUUACAUCUUGCCGGCAGCAGUGGGACAGGCAGAUCCUCAAGGAUGUCUCCUUGUACAUCGAGAGUGGGCAGAUCUUGUGCAUCUUAGGGAGCUCAGGCUCCGGGAAAACCACGCUGCUAGAUGCCAUGUCUGGGAGGCUGCGGCGCAUGGGGACCUUCCUUGGGGAGGUGUUCAUGAACGGCCGGCUGCUGCACAAGGACCAGUUCCAGGACUGCUUCUCCUACGUCCAGCAGAGUGACACGCUGCUGAGCAACCUGACGGUGCGGGAGACUCUGCGCUAUGCAGCACUGCUGGCUGUCCGUCGCUGCUCCCCAGGUUUCCUCCAGAAGAAGGUGGAUGCAGUCAUGGUAGAGCUGAGUCUGAGCCACGUGGCAGAUCGACUGAUUGGCAAUUACAACCUUGGGGGAAUUUCCAAUGGCGAGAGGCGCCGGGUCUCCAUCGCAGCCCAGCUUCUCCAGGAUCCCAAGGUCAUGCUGUUUGAUGAGCCCACCACAGGUCUGGACUGCAUGACAGCAAAUCAGAUCGUUGUCCUCCUGGCAGAGCUGGCUCGCAGGAACCGCAUUGUGAUUAUCACCAUCCACCAGCCACGCUCUGAGCUCUUUCAGCUCUUUGAUAAAAUCGCCAUUCUGAGCUGUGGAGAGCUGGUUUUCUGUGGGACACCGGUGGAAAUGCUUGAUUUCUUCAAUGGCUGCAAUUACCCUUGUCCUGAACAUUCAAACCCUUUUGACUUUUAUAUGGACCUGACAUCAGUGGAUACUCAAAGCAAAGAACGGGAAAUGGAAACCUACAAGAGAGUCCAGAUGAUUGAAUCUGCCUACAAAGAAUCAGCAAUUUAUCACAAAACCUUGGAGAAUAUUGAAAGAGCAAAACACCUGAAAACAUUGUCAACGGUUCCGUUUAAAACCAAAGAUUCUCCUGGAGCUCUCUCUAAACUGGGUGUUCUCUUAAGGAGAGUGACAAGAAACUUACUGAGAAAUAAGCUGGCAGUGAUUAUGCGUCUUGUUCAGAAUCUGAUCAUGGGUUUGUUCGUCGUUUUCUAUCUUCUGCGGGUCCAGAACGAUGUGCUGAAGGGUGCUGUCCAGGAUCGCGUGGGUGUCCUAUACCAGUUUGUAGGUGCCACCCCAUAUACAGGCAUGCUCAACGCUGUGAAUCUGUUUCCUGUGCUGCGAGCUGUCAGUGACCAGGAGAGCCAAGACGGCCUGUACCAGAAGUGGCAGAUGCUGCUGGCCUAUGUGCUGCACGUCCUCCCCUUCAGUGUCAUUGCAACCAUGAUGUUCAGCAGUGUGUGCUAUUGGACUCUGGGUUUAUAUCCUGAGGUUGCCAGAUUUGGGUAUUUCUCUGCUGCUCUCUUGGCUCCCCACUUGAUCGGUGAAUUUCUAAGUCUUGUGCUACUUGGUAUGGUCCAAAACCCAAAUGUGGUCAAUAGCAUGGUGGCUCUGCUCUCUGUUGCUGGGAUAUUUGUAGGAUCUGGAUUAAUAAGAAACACAGAAGAAAUGUCCCUUCCUUUUAAAAUCCUCAGUUACUUUACAUUCCAAAAAUAUUGCUCUGAGAUUCUUAUAGUCAAUGAGUUUUAUGGACAGAAUUUCAUUUGUGGCAGCUCAAAUGGUUCUGUGACAACUAAUCCAAUGUGUGCCUUCACUCAAGGAAUUCAAUUCAUUGAGAGAACCUGCCCAGGUGCAACAUCCAGAUUCACGACAAACUUUCUGAUUUUGUAUGCCUUUAUCCCAGUUCUUGUUAUCCUAGGAAUAGUUGUUUUUAAAGUAAGGGAUCAUCUCAUUAGCAGAUAGUAAAGAACAUUGCUGCAAAAAAUGGACCUUACGCCCCAAAUGUGCAUGACUACUUGGAAUGUCUAAACUAAGAAAGUCACAUGUUUCUUGAUAAUAUAAAGUCUUUUAAACAUUAAAACUCCCAUCUGUGCCCCUCAGAUCCACGCAGGUCAUGAUAUUCCAACUUGCAGGGACAUGUGAUAUUUGGAAAUUGUGACUGAGCUGGUCCAAUUCUUGAUAUGUAAAUAUCAAGAAUUCAUAAAGUUAUGGGAGACUGGU